AUGCCUACCAUUCCCGAAGACUCCGUUAUGGAGGACUUUGUCCACUGGGACAAGGCUGAACCCGCUCUAGGCUUGGCGGAUACGGCUCCCUCUUCUGGAAAAAACCUCGACUUCCAGCCUGUCCGGGAGAAUCAAGACUUCGAUCUUGCCCUGGCAAAUAUCGAUGGUGAUGAUUUCUCUUUCUGGGCCCUGGAGCAUUUCGAGACGAGUAAUCUUGCUCCAGCAAGUGCCCAGACUGGACCACUCCCCAUUGGGAAGGCGUCUAAUGUUGCUGCACUCGACCUCUGCGAAUGCCCAGACGAUCCAUGCGAUAGUUGUGAGGCGUCAGGCUUCGCCUGCAAGAGGCUAGAGGAAGGCGAGUAUAAGGGAUAUUGCACGACCUGUGUUGCUCUUAAAAAUAACUGCAGCUUCGGUCUCGCACCCUCGGUCGCCACAUCCACAGAGCCAUUUCCAUCGAACCAAUGGCCUGUUUCGGGCCAACAUGGCAGUGUCCUGCGCGAAGAUGUCAACGCACUUCGAAGCUCGUCAUCUCCAGACUUGGAAAUACUCGUCAACGGUGCUGAGUCCCUGCAAGAUAACAGCCCCAACCCUCCAGCUGUGCCCAAGAUAGGUGCAAGAUUCAGCAGAGAAUCUGUACGGAUUCUCAAGGCCUGGUUGUCCACCCACUCCACUCGGCCAUACCCAACAGACGAUGAGAGGGAGACUCUGCAACGACAGACUGGUCUCAACAAGACACAGAUCGCAAACUGGCUCGCCAACGCCCGUCGGAGGAGCAAAGGCAAAUUUCAGCCCACCAGAUCAGCGUCUCCAAGUGUGCGUGGCUUCUCUGGUGCCAUGGAGAUCCCUCGGAGAAAAGCCACGCCUUCAUCAUCAGAACAUAUGAACCCUCUGCAAAGAUGGCAGAAUUCCCCUCCCGAAAAUGAACCUGCAUCUGUGACUGCUAUCGCCUCAGCUAUCCUCAACAACUCUAAUUCUUCUGGUCUUGACAGCCCCAACAGUAUGAGCUUGAACUACAACUUCACCGACGACGACGCCGACAGAUCUUGCAAGGGAUCAUCUGCCAGCAGCUUUGGCACCUCACCUUCAUCCGCUUCCUUGAGGACGUCGGAGACGCAGAAGAAGAACUGCCCCGAAGCAAGGAGACGAGACAGUGGGCUUGAACACGCCGCUGAAGACUUUUCAGUGCACGUUCUGUACAAGAGCCACAAUUUCACAGCGUGCCAGGAGCGCCAGCUGGAUGAGCGGACAUUCUAUCGGAAAGAUCACCUCCGCCAGCACCUGAAACUUGUCCAUAAUUCCAAGUAUCUCAGCUGGUCAAUGGAUUCGUGGAAAGCCGCCACACCCGACAUCAAGUCGAGGUGUGGAUUCUGCGGUCUAAGCCUUGCAAGCUGGGGUCUUCGGGUGGACCACCUUGCUGAACAUUUCAAAACAGGCUCUGACAUGAAAGACUGGAAAGGCGACUGGGGCUUUGAGAAUUCGGUCUUGUCAAAUGUGGAAAAUGCCAUGCCGCCAUGGUUCAUCCAUCAAGAGAGACAAAGUCCUCUACCAUUCCAGGCCAGCCAGCAGUCACCAGAGUCGCCCCGGAAUGCGUACGAAUUAAUCAAGAUUGAGUUGGCGUACUACCUCCGGAAUACCCGAGACGCGAUGGGCGCCGCCCCAUCAGAUGACGAGAUGCAACAUGAGGCGUGUCGCAUCAUCUAUGCCGCAGAACCCCUCUCUCAUGGGGGCCAGGUGUCCGAAGCCAGUUGGUUCCGAGAUCUAUUGCUGUCUUCCGAUGAAAUCAAGAACAGGGCUCAAUUGAGUCGUUUACGCGGUCCCGCAGAAAAUUGCUUGGGACGACUACAGAUCAAUGGGCAAGAACGUAUCUUCGAAAAUUGCCCAAUGGAACAUCAACUCAACGAAUUCGUCAAGGCUCGAACACUACUUGGUCUGAAUACCAUGGACUACGAGCUGCAGGUGGAAGCUUGCAAUAUCGUUGGUCGAAUGGAGGAAAAAUCCAUCAUGCCGUCAGAGGAUGUCGCGAACUUCGUGCUACGCCUGAUAUACAAAGACCCAUCAUGGAUGUCUGGCUUUCGUCAGCGAGCUGGUCUGCCCACCCCUAACGAAGCCCUGGAUCCCAAGGGCCAGUCCGCCGUCAACUCUACAAUCCACAACUAUUCGCAACUGGAGAUAGAAUUAGCAGAGUUCACGAGAAACCAACGUGCCCUGGGUAGUUCACCAACGGAUGAUGAGCUCCGAAGUCACGCGCGUUGCGUUGUAUACAAGUGUAGUCAGUCCCAGAAUGAGACCGCGGCCGACAAUACAGCGUGGCUAGAUGCUUUCAAACAACGGCAUCUUCAGGCAGAAACCAGUCAGACAUCGCCAUCGAACAGCAAUUCCCCGACACAUACACUCGAACCACUCAUGCCUGGUCCGAACACCACACGAUCCAGUGCAGCAGGCCCUACCUUCUCUCCCUUUAGCGGAUCAGGCACAAAUAGCCCAGCAAACGCGCAUUGCCCCGAGUCAUCUUUGAUGUACGGCAUGAAGCGAAGCCAACUCUUCCCUAAUGGGUCUGGCAAUUACCGUCAACUUGUCCGCGAGCUCGCUCGCCACGUGGCUUCCUCCAUGUCGCCGAAUAACCCGAAUCGGCACGUCCCGACUGAUGAAGAAAUCCGUCACCAGGCCCGAUGGAUUCUUUACGACGAUGACGAUCCUUUCAAUGUUACACCCGCAGAUAGUGCCGAAUGGCUCAUCCGUUUCAAGCGAUCCACGGGUAUUCUGCCUGCCACUGACGGGCCCGGCCUCCCCAAUGACUUCAUUGGAUCCGGCCUACAAGCACGGCUGCAGGGCACUCACUCGGCCUCUGAUUCACCGAAGUCUACGAUGCUCGCGCAUACGCCGUUCAUCGGGCAAAAUGCCUCAGAGAGCCAUGGCUUCAAUACCGACUUCAACGUGUUCAGCAGUCAAACGUACGGAAAUCCGGGCCUAUCGGGCCCAAGCAAUCCGGGAGCCGUGUUCAGCAGCCAGGAUUUCGAAGACAAGCUCGUCCAGUUUGCCGUCGCCGAAGUUGCGACUUCAGGUCGCAUGCCAGCCGACGAGGCUCUCACAGCUCGGGCGAAGGAGAUUCUAGGUUUCGAGGUUUGGCAGGCGGAGGCCACACCCGCGGACGACCCUGAACUCCUGGGAAGAUUCAAGGUUCUGGUUGUUGACAAAGUGAGGACGGUCCUAGGGGACCCGGGCGACGGCAACCACAGCAACAAGCACAGUAGCCCGAUUCAACAUACAAGCACAAUCUCCAGCCCAUCCCCUACGAAUCAUCAUUCAGAACGUGGAAUGGACGCGAUAGACCCUGGGCUUCUGCCGGACCUCCCGCCAGCUGGUGCUGACAGGAAGAAGAGCAGUGUUUCGCCGCUGCCGGGAGAUGUGCAAGUUGCCAUCUCUGAAGCGAGACUUGAUGAGAUCUUGAGAGAUAUUUGA
Molecule: messenger RNA, 3459 nt
Organism: Diaporthe amygdali
Lineage: Eukaryota; Fungi; Ascomycota; Sordariomycetes; Diaporthales; Diaporthaceae
Exons: 6
Coding region: 1-3459 (1152 amino acids)
Biological process (GO): regulation of DNA-templated transcription
Molecular function (GO): DNA binding
Source: RefSeq, a predicted model, not a curated record